Magnolia sinica is the source of this 792-nucleotide messenger RNA. Its product is annotated as pentatricopeptide repeat-containing protein At2g22410, mitochondrial-like. The transcript has a single exon. Gene Ontology annotation, molecular function: protein binding; RNA binding. Gene Ontology annotation, biological process: RNA modification. Lineage: Eukaryota; Viridiplantae; Streptophyta; Magnoliopsida; Magnoliales; Magnoliaceae. The record is from RefSeq and is a predicted model, not a curated record. Bases 1 to 792 code for a protein of 263 amino acids.
AUGGAGGGAGAAGGGGUUGAGCCUGAUGAGGUGACAAUGAUUGGGGUAGUUUCGUCUUGUGCCCAAUUAGGAGAUUUGGAGCUCGAAAGAGGGUUUCAUCACUACAUCGAAGAAAGAGGAUUGAAAUUCACCAUAGCUCUCAGUAAUGCUCUCAUGGACAUGUAUGUGAAGUGCGGGAAUUUGGAGCAGGCAAGGCUAUUGUUUGACAAAAUGCCGAGAAGAACUGUAGUUUCUUGGACUACAAUGGUCAUGGGGUAUGUGAAGUUCAGUUAUCUGGAUGCUGCUAGGGAGUGUUUUGAUGAAAUGCUCGAAAGAGAUGUCGUGAUGUGGAAUUCCAUGAUUGCUGGCUAUGUACAACACAAGCGAGGCAAGGAUGCGCUAGCUUUGUUUCAGGGAAUGCCAGCUACAGGUGUAAAGCCCAAUGAGGUUGCCAUGGUUAGCCUGUUGUCUGCGUGUGCACAAAUCGGAGCGCUCGAGACGGGGAUAUGGGUUCAUCACUAUAUCGAUAGACACAGGAUUCCUCAAACUGUAGCAUUGGGCACGACCUUGGUGGACAUGUAUGCCAAGUGUUGGAAUAUCGAAAAGUCGCUCCAAGUGUUUGAAGAGAUCCCUGAGAGGAAGACGUUGACAUGGACGGCCAUGAUUGGUGGUUUGGCCAUUCAUGGGCGUGGACGAGAUGCUAUAAGCUACUUCAUGAAGAUGAUUGAUAUCAGUUUGACCCCAGACGAGGUUACAUUUGUGGAGGUCUUAUUAGCUUGUUGUCACGCUGGAUUAGUAGAUGAGGGUCAUUGA